Messenger RNA from Alligator mississippiensis (American alligator), 4437 nucleotides. Its product is annotated as kinesin-like protein KIF2A. The transcript has a single exon. The record is from RefSeq and is a predicted model, not a curated record. Gene Ontology annotation, biological process: microtubule-based movement. Gene Ontology annotation, molecular function: microtubule motor activity; microtubule binding; ATP binding. The coding region runs from base 51 to 1856 and encodes 601 amino acids. NCBI's taxonomy places the organism in Eukaryota, Metazoa, Chordata, Crocodylia, Alligatoridae.
CGCGCAUCGGCCGCGCCGCGCCGCCGGCAGCCCGCGGGCAGGGGCCGCCCAUGGCCGGGGCCGACUUCGGGGCCAUCCGCGUGGGCACGCGCCUGGAGAUCAAGCGCAGCGACGGGCGCGUCCACCCCGCGCUGGUGACCGCGCUGCACCGCGACAGCGCCAGCCUGACGGCGGAGUGGCUGGAGCAGGGUGCCGGCAAGGGCAAGCGGGUGGACGUGCAGCUCGCCCUGGCUCUCAACCCGCACCUGGCCCCCGCCGUCCAGUUGCAGUCGCAGCCGCGGCCCGGGCCGGCCUCGGCCACGGGGGACCAGAGCCGGACGCCCUCGGCUCGGCCGCGCAAGCCGUCGGGGGACGGCGGCGACUCGGGCCCGUCCGACGGAAGCCCCCCGGGGCAGGAGAGCCGUCCCCGGCCCCGCAUCUCGGUGUGUGUCCGCAAGCGGCCGCUGAACCCGCGGGAGCUGGAGCGGCGGGAGCUGGACGUGGUGAGCGUCCCCCACGGGGACGUGGUGAUGGUCCGCGAGGCCAAGCAGAGGCUGGACCUGUCCCGCUACCUGGAGAACCAGGUGUUUCGCUUCGACCGCGCCUUCGACGCCACCGCCACCAACGAGCUGGUGUACAGGCACACGGCCCAGCCGCUGGUGGAGACCGUCUUCCGCCGGGGCACGGCCACCUGCUUCGCCUACGGCCAGACGGGCAGCGGCAAGACGCACACCAUGGGGGGAGACCUCUCGGCCGCCAGCCAGGACUUCUCCAAGGGCCUCUACGCCCUGGCGGCCCGCGACGUGUUCUGCCGGCUGCGCCGGCCCAGCUGCGAGAAGCUGGAGCUCCGGGUCUACGGGGCUUUCUUCGAGAUCUACGGGGGCAAGGUGUACGACCUGCUCAACGGGAGGAACCGCCUCCGGGUGCUGGAGGACGCCAAGCAGCAGGUGCAGGUGGUGGGGCUGCAGGAGCAGGAGGUGGCGUCCGUGGAGGAUGUCAUCAAGCUCAUCGAAGUGGGCAACAGGGCCCGCACGUCGGGCCAGACCUCGGCCAACACGCACUCCUCGCGGAGCCAUGCCGUCUUCCAGAUUAUCCUCCGGGCCAGAGGGAAUCUGCAUGGCAAAUUUUCCCUCGUUGAUUUGGCUGGGAACGAGAGAGGAGCGGACACGGGGAACUCAAACAAGCAGACCAGGCUGGAAGGGGCUGAGAUCAACAAGAGCCUCCUGGCGCUCAAGGAAUGCAUUAGGGCCCUCGGGUACAACAAAGCCCACACCCCGUUCAGGGCUAGUAAGCUCACACAGGUGCUCAGGGACUCCUUUAUCGGGGAGAAUUCCUGUACCUGUAUGAUCGCUACCAUCUCUCCGGGGCUGAGAUCUUGCGAGCACACGCUCAAUACCCUAAGGUACGCCAACCGGGUGAAGGAACUGGCUGUGGAUAGCUCUCUCAGACUGCUCCGCUCAAGCUUAGCCAAGUCCCCGUAUGAACUGGAUGACCUGAAGGAACCUUGGAUGAUACAGAGAUUGCCCGAGACAGACGAGUUCAAAGUGCUUUACGUGCAGAGAGAGGAGGAAGGCGCUCCCCACCUGUUUACUUCCGAUGCCAGAGGGAAAGCUCAGAAGAAAAGAAAAGACCUUGAUGAGAGGGCGCUUGUAGAAGAACACCAGGAGUCGCUGCAGUGGUUGAAGGUGUUCCUAGAAAUAGCCGAGGAAAUAGACUACGACGUGGAUUUUUAUGCUGCCCAGUUCGAAGCCGUCCUGGGGCAAAAGAUCGGCAUUCUUACUGAGAUCCAAGAUAAAGUCAAAUCGUUCCGCGCGAUCCUCUCUCAGGAAGAGCUGGGUAAUAGUCAGGUCGGCACGAAGAGGUCUCGCAUUCUGUAAGCCCAGGUUGAAGAUCCCCCUUCCAUUAAGAGGACAAGUGUAAUGAUGCUGUGGCUCUGACCACGCAACAACACGAAAGCUUAAAAAAAUAACUUAAAACAUGUCUGUGGGGAUAGCCUGUUUGUUUCUCUUCUCAAACGGUAUUUCAUGGAAGCAUUCUUGUGAUGUCUCCAGAUGCUUUUUCGCUGCAGACCGCAGAACCAUGCUGGGUUUAGGGGCCGAUCAGUAGGGAAAAGCAGGAAGUAGAGAAAAUUAAUUUAAUCUUGUGUGUGCCGGUCUCCUUCCUCCACACCCCCACCUGUCUUUAAAAUAUAUAUUUGUACCUUGGUAGCUAUGGCCUAUUUCUGGCAUUCUGUCAGGUUGCACCUACUUAAAAACAGCGAGUUAGGUAUUUUGAAUGAUUUAAAAAGGUGUUAGAGUGCAAAGCACUGUGGUUUCCAACAAUGAUACUUUUGGGAAAUGAGGGUUUUUUUGUGCAUAGCUUUUUUUUUUUUAGAGUAUCUGUUCCUUUUUCUUUCUCCGACUCGUAACUAUGUUUUUGUGAGGUGUUUGAGAAGAAAAAAAUCCCUUCCUUCACAAAAAUCUGGCCCAGGGACCAGACAGUUGACUGGCCUAUGGGGGAAAGUGUAGUAUCAGAAAGGGAUGCCUCUUGAAGGUCUCUAGGGAAGCAGAAGGAGUCAAUGCCCUGUAUGAAAGGCCUGAAGGAAAAUUUGUGAAACCAAAGAGUCAGAAAAGCAGCGUUCACCAACGCUGUCUCUGAUAACUGCACUGGACUGUGAUAAAGGAAUAAGGUGAAACAUAGCUUCAGAUAGUUGCACCAACCCUGAUUCAGAACAACAGACACUGUUCUCGGUAUGAUACGUUACAACGCACUUACUCUGCAAUGUAGAAAUGGAAGAUGUAGGGCAACACGUGUGGGGCAUUCCUGGAAGAUGUAGGGAAGCAAAUAAGUGAGCCUAAAAUAGGUCAAGUAUUCAUCAUCGUUUGCUGGCUUGCCUUCUUCCUGUCCUCCUUCUACCUGAUGUCUGCUCAGCUUUUAAUACCACCCACCAAUCCAUCCUUUCAAUACCUCCCACUAACAAGACCUCGAACCUGCUGCAGUCGAUGAAAGAAUUCCCAUUGACUUCAGAGGCCAGGCACAUGCUUCUAGCAUUCCCCGCAUGAUUUGAUUUCAGUCCUUAAUUUUCACAAUUUCCUUCUGUGUCAAGGGGAGGCCUUGCUUUCUACUUGUCCCUUUCACAUUUGGGGGUGUAUUGAAGGCAGCAACAUCUCUAGUGGUAAAUUUAUUAGGCACCUAUUGUCCUGAUCAUCCACCAGUAGUGACCAUACACAUCUUCACAACACUUUAGAAACCUUACUGUCUUAGUAGCCUGUUUCUUUUGAAAAGAAAAAUCGUAUGCAGGAAUAAGCAUCUAGAGGGAAAAUGAGAAUAUGUUGGAUGUCAGGCUGAAAUAUAAUCUGGCCAGCAGCAAGCACAAAAAACUUGGCAGAAGCCUCCAAAACCCUAAAUUUAACAUGAGUGGAAAAUGGCUCCUCCCCCGAAAGCAGAAAACAGCCUCAGGGCAAAGAAAAUCCUUGGAGGUUUUCCAUUUGGCAUUUCCUCUGCAUCCUUGCAGCAGAGGAGAGAUGGGGCUAUUAAGGAAGACUGGUGGGGAAAUCCCUUAUGAGCUCCCCAAGUGUGAUAAAAGUACAUGGCCACGUGCAAGUCUUCAGUAACUCCAUGGCCGCCAAGUGGGAACCUCCAACAAGCCAUCGCCACUGGAUUUCCCCUUUAAUUGUGUACGUGAAAAUUAGGGUCUACGGCACCAUGCAGAGUCCUGUUUCAAACUAGGGGACUGUGCUCACUCUUUGCACCUAAGUCAGGCGCUGACUCAGGGCCUGCAGUCUUUCCGCUGUCCACAAGCUGUGGGGACGCAGUAGUGUCUUCAUUACAGAACUAGCAUAAACUAUUUUGGCAAUAAAGGUUAUGAAUUAAUUGAGCUGGGCAUAUUCUUAGAAGUACAGUUUUAAUGAGCUGAGAAAAAAAUUGAGCAGGACUGUAUGGUUCGCAUCCUAGGUAUGAAAAUGAAUAUCAUUUUUUUGCUGUUUAUAAUUACAUGCUAAGGAGGCUUCCUGGGCCUCCACUCAGAAAGUGACUCAUGGGUGCAGUCUGCUGGUUGGUAGGGUUCUUACAGAAGGAAUUAAAUAACCCCAUCCCAUUAGAAUGAUUACACAACUUACUGAUUUACCGUUUCCCCUUACUUCCUGUAAUUUGGUUAUUUUCCAUUCUGCAUUUUUCCUUUGCUUUAGUAAAAUUGCUGCACAGACUGAAAUUAAUUAAUCUUGCAUAGGGAUGUGAAAAAAAAAUCAUCCAUUUUGUCUUCUGGGGCUUUAAGCAAGAUGGGCUGUAGUUUUUGUCUAUUUAUUUUCUUUCCUGAUUUCAGUAGGUUUGCACCCAGAGACCAUUCCUUUGUAUUUUGCAUUUGAAACCAUGGAUUAAGUAUAUUUUACAGAAAAAACUUUAAUGUGUCAGGUUGAGUGGAAGCAUCUUGCAAUUUGGAGUGUGCCAGGGCUCGGUAUAUAAUAAAACCCAAAAAUCAAA